CCCGCGCAAACGUAACUGGAGCCUUUGUUCUUCUCGUUCCAGUCUCUAUACGAUGGCAAGUUCCGAAUCAAAACCCACUGAUCAGCUUAUUCCCUUGCCGGAAUCUGAGUCAUUGUCAGAAUCUGAAUCUGAAACGCAGCUCUCAGUUCUCCUAUUCCAUAUAUCACAACAGGCCCAAGGGGCUAUGGAGAACAUGCUUAGAAUGAUCAGUGAAAUCGAUCAAAAUGCUGUUGGUAUAUUGGAAGACAUAGAGAAGUGCAGGGGUUCUGCUCUUGACAGGAAGGGAGUGCUAGAGGAAGAGAAACAACAAUUUCAACAAGCUGCUUACACUGUUUUAGACAUGCUCAACAACGGAGGGGGAACGCUGAAAAGUUGACUUUCAUCAGUCUUGGGUGGAAAAGUACCAGUUGUCAUAAUUCUCCUCCCAUUUUAUUCUCUAGACAUGGGAAAUUUUCUCGAGCAUGAAGUGUGGGUUUCAAAGUCUUACUUGAGCUUGAAGAAUCAACUUGCAAAGAUAGUUGGGUGCUAUGAUAUAUGAAUGAAUGGGAUAUUAUCUUCUGUUGGAUGGUGCAUACAAUACACUAUUUUUGUUCAGUCUAUAAUCACUACAGGACAGAUCUCAUCCUAUCCUCUUCUGUUGUCUUACUUCAGUUCUUGGUUUAUUGAAAUUCAAGAUGUGCACUGCUUGUACUGUCUGAAUAUCCAUCAAUUGCCAAACAGAUUAUCACUUCUAGGCAACAUAAGUUUUCUUAAAGAUACUGACAAUCCAAUUAGAUACUUAUUUAAAAAAAAUAUAAUUUUGUGCUUUGAUUUCA
This is a messenger RNA of Cucurbita maxima (winter squash), 815 nucleotides long. RefSeq lists its product as uncharacterized. Lineage: Eukaryota; Viridiplantae; Streptophyta; Magnoliopsida; Cucurbitales; Cucurbitaceae. The record is from RefSeq and is a predicted model, not a curated record. The transcript has 5 exons. Bases 53 to 376 code for a protein of 107 amino acids.